AUGAGAUGGACAGAGGAGCACGACAUUGUGUUAUGCCGGGAGGUUUUAGUAGCACAACCAUACCAAUAUAGACCACAGUCAGCAGAAAGAGGAAGUGCAUGGACAAGCAUUGCAAAUGAGCUUAAUGCAGUUCAAGAAAUACGCUUCUGUGUUACCCAAAAAGCUGUACGAGACAGAAUGAAGCUUUUGGUUGAACGCCAUAAAAAGAAAACAAGAGAAGAAGAAUCAGCCAGUGGUAUUUCUCCAGAAGAGUCAGAGAUUGAUGAAGCACUCGAUACAAUAAUUGAGUUGAUUGAUGAUGCAGAACAACAUUUUGAGAAGGCAUGGCCAGAAAUUCAGGACAACAUGGCGAUUUGCAUACGCAAUGUACUUCCUCAUUCAUUAUUCAAGAUGGCCGAUUUAUAUAGAUUAGGUAUUGCAAAUGUAUGUUUUAGCAAUUUCCAACGUUUUUCGUACAUAAAUCCGAGCUCUGCACGUCGAAAACAUCAUUUAAAUACUCGAUCUUGUAACCGAACAAAUUUCAAAACAGUUCAAAUGGGGCAAACCAGUUCCCGAGAACUAUAUUCCUACCUUAUCUCAUCACAUAUACCAGAUAGUUAA
Molecule: messenger RNA, 600 nt
Organism: Paramuricea clavata
Lineage: Eukaryota; Metazoa; Cnidaria; Anthozoa; Malacalcyonacea; Plexauridae
Source: the annotation of a GenBank genome assembly